GUGGGGGCGGGGAGAACAAGUGUGAGGUGGAAUUCGAAAUGUGCCCUUCGGAGUUCGGACGAGGUCAGACAGACUUGGAAACAUGAACCGCGUCGCUUGUCUUCGUCUUCGAGCGAGCGCCGCCACCCCUCCCUUCGCAUCCCGCUGCCGAGCAGCGCCCCAGCCCCCUGGUUCCGUCUCUCGUCUUACUCCUCGUGCGAGCGCCUCCACCGCAGUGGAGGGCGAGGUUGAGAGCGCGAGCCAAUUUGAAGAACGGCUGUUUGGAGAGCAGACAGGAUCAAAUGAUAGCCCAUUCUUCCGGAAGCUCGAUGGGGUUGGGAACUCCUUUAGAAGACCUGGGAUGGGCAGCUUUGGUCAGAACAGUGACAGGGGUAACUUUGGGUUUGGAGGCAGGAGUAGUUCUGGGUUCAUGGAUGGUUUCGAUUCCUUGAACGAUGGCAUGAACGAGAAAUUGGAUGACGCAGCCCGCACCUUUCAGAUGACGGAGGAGGUUGACGAUGAGGACUACGAUUUCAGGCCCGAUGUGGAUUGCAGGCGAGGCUCAACUUACAAUGUCCGGGAUCUUGACCUUACGAGGCCAGCAGCCCCAAGGAAUCCUCCUAGACCUCAGUUUGAAACAUCGACAAAGGAGGUUUUAAGAAAAGCCGAUUUUAGGAAUGUUAGAUUCCUCUCCAACUUUCUUACAGAAGCUGGCAUUAUCAUCAAGAGGAGUCAGACUAAGAUAAGUGCGAAAGCUCAGCGCAAGGUUGCGAGAGAGAUAAAAACCUCGCGUGCGCUGGGUCUUAUGCCUUUCACGACGAUGGGUAAGAGACCAUUCAUCUUUGGCAGAAGCGUGGAGGAGGAUGCUUCUGAGGAGGAAAAUGGGUACGAAUUCGUGGAGCAGGAGGCCAGGCCAGAAGACAUUGUCAACGAUGAUGUGCCUGAUGUGGAGACAGCGUAAACAGUCCUGAGGGCAUGUGUCUUUUCCGCAAGCCCUCUGUUUCUUCUGUUACUCUUGUUUGACACAGCUCGGCAUGCAUACCCGACCCACAGUUUUACUUGCUCAGAGCCCCAAUAAACUGUUGGCUUGCGCAUGUUAUAUUUCAACAGUAACAAAUGAUUUCCACCGUGGCAAUCCUGGUGAGACAUGUGCCUAGUUAAAUGAUGUGAGAAGUUUGACGCUGGCCAUAGUAAGUUCAGUUUUAUGUUUGAUGUUUACCCAGCUCGCUUCAUCAGAACUACAUGUGACCAUGUAUUGGUGUUGGACAUAUUUGUUUUUUUAUUGCUUAUAAGAUUCACCU
Messenger RNA from Brachypodium distachyon (stiff brome), 1280 nucleotides. RefSeq lists its product as uncharacterized. The record is from RefSeq and is a predicted model, not a curated record. Bases 83 to 940 code for a protein of 285 amino acids. Gene Ontology annotation, cellular component: mitochondrial small ribosomal subunit; ribosome. Lineage: Eukaryota; Viridiplantae; Streptophyta; Magnoliopsida; Poales; Poaceae. The transcript has 5 exons. Gene Ontology annotation, biological process: translation. Gene Ontology annotation, molecular function: small ribosomal subunit rRNA binding; structural constituent of ribosome.